AUGGCGCACUCGUAUAUCGACCCCUGUGGAAGCGUAACUAACGUAACAAGAUUAACUAGCGGAACUAGCGUAACAAGCUUAACUAGCGGAACAAAGGUAGCACGCUUAACUAGCGGAACUAACGUAACAAACUUAACUAGCGGAACUAACGUAACAAGUUUAACUAGCGGAACUAACGUAACACGCUUAACUAGCGGAACUAACGUAACAAGCUUAACUAGCGGAGCUAACGUAACAAGCUUAACGAGCGGAACUAGCAUAACACGCUUAACUAGCGUAACUAACGUAACAAGCUUAACUAGCGUAACUAACGUAACAAGCUUAACUAGCGUAACUAACGUAACAAGCUUAACUAGCGGAACUAGCGUAACAAGCUUUAUUAGUGGAACUAACGUAACACGCUUAACUAACGUAACACGCUCAACUAGUGGAUCUAGCGUAACAAGCUUAACUAGCGUAACUAAUGUAACACGCUUAACUAGCGGAACUAACGUAACACGCUUAACUAGCGUAACUAACGUAACACGCUUAACUAGCGUGACUAAUGUAACACGCUUAACUAGCGGAACUAAGGUAACACGCUUAACUGGCGUAACUAACGUAACAAGCUUAACUAGCGUAACUAACGUAACAAGCUUAACUAGCGGAACAAGCAUAACAAGCUUAACUAGCGUAACUAACGUAACAAGCUUAAUUAGCGGAACUAACGUAACAAGCUUAACUAGCGGAACAAGCGUAACAAGCUUAACUAGCGUAACUAACGUAACAAGCUUAACUAGCGUAACUAACGUAACAAGCUUAACUAGCGGAACAAGCGUAACAAGCUUAACUAGCGGAACUAGCGUAACAAGCUUAAUUAGCGGAAUUAACGUAACACGCUUAACUAGCGUAACAAGCUUAACUAGCGUAACUAACGUAACACGCUUAAUUAGCGUAACUAACGUAACAAACUUAACUAGCAAGACUAACGUAACAAGUUUAACUUGCGGAACUAACGUAACACGCUUAACUAGCAGAACUAACGUAACAAGCUUAACUAGCGUAACUAACGUAACACGCUUAACUAGCGUAACUAACGUGACAAGCGUAACUAGUGUAACUAACGUAACACGCUUAACUAGCGUAACUAACGUAACAAGCUUAAAUAGCGUAUCUAACGUAACACGCUUAACUAGCGGAACUAACGUAGCAACCUUAACUAGCGGUACUAACGUAACAAGCUUAACUAGCGGAACUAAAGUAACAUGCUUAACUAGCGUAACUAACGUAACAAGCUUAACUAGCGUAACUAACGUAACACGCUUAACUAGCGUAACUAACCUAACAAGCGUAACUAGCGUAACUAACGUAACAAGUUUAACUAGCGGAACUAAUGUAACAAGCUUAAUUAGCUUAACUAACGUAACAAGCUUAACUUGCGGAACUAACGUAACACGCUUAACUAGCGGAGCUAAAGUAACAAGCUCAGCUAGCGUAACUAACGUGACAAGCAUGACUAGCAUAACUAACGUAACAAGCUUAACUAGCGUAUCUAACAUAACAAGCUUAACUAGCGUAACUAACAUAACAAGCUUAACUAGCGGAACUAACGUAACACGCUUAACUAGCGUAACUAACGUAACACGCUUAACUAGCGUAAUUAACGUAACACGCUUAACUAGCGGAACUAACGUAACAAGAUUAACUAGAGUAACUAGUGUAACACGCUUAACUAGCGGAACUAACGUAACUAGCUUAACUAACGUAACUAACGUAACAUGCUUAACUAGCGUAACUAACAUAACAAGCUUAACAAGCGUAAUUAGUAUAACACGCUUACCUAGCGUAACUAACGUAACACGCUUAACUAGCGUAACUAACGUAACAAGCUUAACUAGCAUAACAAACGUAACACGCUUAACUAGCGUAACAAACGUGACACGCUUAACUAGCGUAACUAACGUAACAAGCUUAACUAGCGGAACUAACGUAACAAGCUUAACUAAUGUAACUAACGUAACAAGCUUAACUGGCGUAACUAACGUAACAAGCUUAACUAGCGUAACUAACAUAACACGCUUAACUUGCAGAACUAACGUAACAAGCUUAACUAGCGUAACUAAUGUAACAUACUUAACUAGCGUAAUUAGCGUAACAUGCUUAACUAGCGGAACUAACGUAACAAGCUUAACUAGCGUAACUAACGGUGGGGCAGGGCAGGGGACUGAGGCGCCCCUGGGGGAGGCGGACAGCGGUCGAUGA
Molecule: messenger RNA, 2241 nt
Organism: Petromyzon marinus (sea lamprey)
Lineage: Eukaryota; Metazoa; Chordata; Hyperoartia; Petromyzontiformes; Petromyzontidae
Source: RefSeq, a predicted model, not a curated record